This is a messenger RNA of Gadus macrocephalus (Pacific cod), 5785 nucleotides long. RefSeq names its product pleckstrin homology domain containing, family A member 6 (gene plekha6). The record is from RefSeq and is a predicted model, not a curated record. The transcript has 21 exons. NCBI's taxonomy places the organism in Eukaryota, Metazoa, Chordata, Actinopteri, Gadiformes, Gadidae. The coding region runs from base 1584 to 4676 and encodes 1030 amino acids.
GGCGAUGUGGUUCACAGUCUUACAUAAAGCAGGGCGAGAGCCCGUCCCUCCAUCCUCAGCCACAGGCUCACAUCAGUAAUGAGAACAUUCAGCCUGUUCUUGUAUUACCAGCUAUCACUCGUCCUCGUUUCUCUGACACUAUUUCUGUAGCUCUGGUGUGGACAUCAAAGCUAGUAGCCUUGAGAUCGGACACAUUUACCCGAAGACACGUUUCAUCUUCUAUAUCGACCUAAAAUCCUGCAUAUUCGCAGGGCAAACAACUGAAACAGUUUUUUUUAUAUUCAGUCGCAGAUGGUUCAGGAAGGGUUUUGGCCAUACAAGGGGGGUUAUAUCCUGGCAUGAGCUAAAAGACUGAUAGACUGGUCUGCCAGGUCAAGGAACUGGAUUUAGGACAGAAUUGACAUGUAUCACAUUCAGCACCUCGCUGAAAUCCUCCAAAUUGUAGGCUUUAUUGCACAACAAUAUCAUUGGUAUAGCUUGCAUGGAACCACCUGGGCUGUAAAUGUGGACCCUCAAGUGUGCGUAGUCGUCACAUCGAGUAUGUCAGAAGAGAGGAAGAUGUGGAACAUCAAAAUAGCGCCAGGUGUCAUGCAUGUAAACCUACGUGUAAACCUACGAUGGAGUAAGAUAUUUGGAAAUACGCAUGAUGAUUUCAAGAAGCACAGUUGAUGUAAAAUGUCCAUCAUCAACCUGAUAUUAAGUUUGGUCCAGUGAACAUAUAAACAUAUAAAAGGGGCAAUCAUCUCUUCAUUGAAUCAGUCCACUAUUGGAUGAUGUUAAUACCAUGUUAAUCUGUUAAUUCCAUCUCUCACUGUUAACUUUGUUGAUAUUAACAUUAGCAAAAACAAAAUGUGUAGAUAUUACCAUUAAUAAUAGCAAUUUGUGUCAGGAAUAGCUUUUCAAUAUGCGAUCAAUAAUCGGUGAAUCCUGAGAAUACUUAGGAUAGACUGAGGAUAGAACCUAAUAACAUCAAUAACAAACAUCACAAUUCCAAAUGCACUAAAACACUAAAACACUUUUAACGGGGAAUGGACUGCUGGUAUGCUGGGUGACGUCAAUCCUUAUCGUUUGCUUUGGUCUUGGAUGCGGGAGCAGAGCCGUGUUGACGUGGGACGGACCCUGUCAGGCAGGUCUGCUGGUGUGUGGCGCUGAAGACAGGGUGUCCGUGUCUACCAUGAGCUCUACAUGUGUAGCUCAAGAUAAUUGCCCGUCUCUGUCUGCUGCUGCACCACCAGCCCCUUAGGGAACAAAGAGGUGUGGCCCUGGACAGGCUGCGUCCUACUAGUCGUGUUCCUGCACGCUGUGUGUGUGUGUGUGUGUGUGUGUGUGUGUGUGUGUGUGUGUGUGUGUGUGUGUGUGUGUGUGUGUGUGUGUGUUUUAAAGUCUAGCUCAUGAUUCCUGUCUGCCCUGCCUACCUCCAUGUGGGACACCUGUUUGAAGUGACCAAUAGGAGAGUGAGAGGCGUUACCCGACAGGCUCAGUAACGUACGGCAGGUCAGCCAGGCGCGGCAGCUAGACGUCGGUUAAGAGUUCACAACAUCCAAUCUACUUGGCUGAGGACCUCAGGGAUUUAGUGAUGAUGCAUGGCCGAGCACGCCGGCACCCGCACCUACUACUUCAGCGCAGACAGCCCCCAGGAGCAGGAGGAGUGGAUCAGGGCCAUGGGGGAUGCAGCCCAGGUCGCCGCCCCGCCAGCACAGAGACCCAGCCCUGAGAGCAGCCCCCCGGCCACAGAGCCCCCCCGCCCGGUCCCCACAGCUCCCGAGACCCGGCCGGAGCACCCGCCCCAGACGCUGCACCCGCCCCAUCGGGACGCCCAGCUCCCCCCGCACCCCAAGGUGAACGGGACGGCGGCGGCAGGGACCCCCUCCCCCUCCACGCCCCGCCCCGACAGGGAGGGGAGGGCGAGCGACGUCAGGAGAGAGGGGGGGGGCAGAGCAGAGGUGCAGGGAGGCGGGGAGGACGACUGCGGCCCCGCCGGGGUCCGGGGUCCCGGCGCCCUCCCUGCGCACCUCGCUCGUCCCGGCCAGCAGUCCAACGGCUGGUCCCACGAGGGCCCCCCCCCGCCCAACGGCCCGGCCCGCCCACACGUCUCCAGGCAGCCUGCGCCGAGAGCGCCGGGCGACCCCUGGCGGCCCCCGCAGGGCCCCGGCGGUGACGGGGCCGGUGGGCCUCCGGACCCCCGGGAGCUGCAGGAGAACUCUGUGCUGAGGAGGGGCUGCUUGGCCCGGACCGACCCGGAGCGGCUCGCCCAGAGGAAGAGCUCCAUGACGCAGCUGCAGAGAUGGGUCAACCAGCGCCGUGGCCCGGCCUAUGAGGAGCUCAGCAGCCCCACCCGCUACUACACGGUGAACCGGGGCGUGUCCGCCGAUGUCUACGGGGUCUACGGGGGGCCCCCGCAGUACGGGGACGAGUACCCACCCCUCUACCCGCCGGGGGCCCGGCCCGAGAGCAUCUGCUCCGGGGUGUCCGGGGUGGGCGGUGGCUACGACCGGCGCUGGACCCCCGAGGAGAGGCGGCGGUCCCUGAGGGACGGCCCCCAGGCCGCGCACUACGGGCCCCCCCUGGCCCGGGACCCCUGGGGUCCUCAGUACUACGGCGGGGGGGAUCCCCUGGACCCCAUGGGGGCCGCCAUGAAGCGCCUCUCCAUCCAGCCGCGGUCCCGCUCGGUGCCCAGGUCGCCCUCCUCGUCGUGCGGGGGCCCCUACUCGCCGGGGCCCCACAGCUUCGUGUCCCCGGCGCGGUCGCCCUCCACGUGCUACAACCCCGGGACCCCCAGGAGGUUGAGGGAGGAAGCCCUCUACGCAGACCCCUCCGUGUACCGGCUCAGGAGGUCCCUCAGCUCCCCAAAGUAUGACUACCCUGGUGACAGGAGGUCCCUAAACCAAGGAUUAUACUACUACAACAACUACCCUCCAUCCCCCACUAUCCACAGCAAAAUGGAGGAAAUGCUAGAGCUGCAGCUCCAGAGGAACCUGGAGUAUCUAGACCAGCAGGGGCAUCCCUUCCAUGACGUGUACAGCAGGGAGCUCCACCCCACCCUCAAGCUCAACGAGAUCGAAACCAGUAAACUUUUGGGCCGUCUUUGUGAGCAAAACAGAAUUCUGAAAGACCAAGAGGCUGUGGUCCACAGACUACGAAUGGAGAAGGACACCCUGGAGGGGGCGUUAGUGGCCACCCACCAGGAGAUGGAGCUAUACCACAGCCAGCCACUGAUCAUGGACAACCUGCAGUACAAGAAAGAGUCCCUGCAGAACCAGCUGAUCAACAUCAGAGGAGAGCUGUCCCAGGCCUCCAGCUCGUUGACCACUCUACGCAUGGAGUUUGAAGCCUUGGAGGACGAGGCUAACGCCAUCCACGGGGACCUCUGGGAGCAGCUGAAUGCAGGAGGCCAGAGUGAACUGGUUCACAGGCACAUCCAGAAGGAGUUCUGGAGGGUACAGGAUGUGUUGGAGGGACUGCACAAGAGUAAUUCAUCGAGAGGCACAGACACAUCCAAGCACAGAGCUGCCAGCGGCGUUUCCGGUUCCUAUAGCACCACUAGUCCGGCCAGUCCCAUGAGCUCAGUAGGCCUCACCAGCCCUCUCAGUCCCUUCUCCCCGCUGCCGGCCUCCCAGCCGUCCCCCACCAAACCCCCGGGCCCCGAGGACGUUGGUCCCCCGAGACCCCCACUCCCAGCGUCCUACUGCCCCUUGGAGUCCUCCCCUCCCUCCCCGCCUUCUGUCCCACCUCUGCCCUUUGACAGCGCCGCCUGGCUACGCAGCUUGGGCUUGGAUGCCAGUGCGCUCGAUGAGGACUCACAGCACAGAAAGCCCAAAUAUGGUGAGCGGAGCAGUAAGAAAGAUGUCAAGGAUCAAAACGAGGAACAGGAGAGACAGGCUGGCAUGAAUAAAGUAGGCAUCGUUCCUCCCAGGAGCAGGUCACCCACCGACGAGGCCCAGAACGUCGACGGGGUCUUCCGGCGACAUCGGAAAGCAUCCAACGGGAUCUCAAGGGAGCGACCGAAGAGCGCCGUGUUCCCCACGGAGAUCAGGUCCAAGAUGAGUGCGGAGGAGCAGAUGGAGCGGCUCCGUCGGAACCAGAGCAGCUCUGUGAGGGACAAGAGGCGCAGCCUGAACCUGGCCGGGCAGACCGCAGGCAGCUACAGGGUGGUGCGGCGGAGGCUGACGGCCCAUGAGGUGGACAUCAAGGACCUCGAGGCGGCUGUGCGCGGUGAGGGUCUGGAGUCGCCCCGCGAGGAGAUCGCCCGUCUGCGGCGCGUGCGGCUGGAGCCAGACCACUACGAACUGGACCACAGCAGGGAGCUGCUGGCUCCGGACAAGGUGCUGAUCCCUGAGCGCUACCUGGACCUGGAGGUCAGCGCCCCGCUCAGCCCCGAGGAGCAGAGGGAGAAGCAGAAGAAGGUGGAGAGGAUCAAGACUCUCAUCGCCAAAUCCAGCCUCCAGAACGUGGUCCCCCUGCUGGACGGUCCCACGGAGGGGGGCCACUCGGAGCAGCACCUCCAGGAGCAGGAGAAACGCAUCGAGAUCUCAUGUGCCCUGGCUGCCGAGGCCUCACGCCGCAGCCGCCUGCUGUCCGCCCAGUGCGUCCCGAGCCCCCCCACCUCCCCCACACGCCUGGCCCCUCCCCCGUCUUCUGCUGACCUCCCCGCCUCCGCCCACAUCAUGAGCGUAUGAGCCCCACCGAGCUCUGUCGCUGGCUGCCGUCAGGUUUGAGCGAGAAUCUUUCUGAGGAUUUGGGACACGUGGAAGAGGACCAGGGAACCAUGGAUUUAUUUCUUCAUCAUGUUGUUUGAGGAGGUGCUUCUGAACGGCUUUGGCCUCUUCGAACCCAAGAGGCCAAAGCCAGCUGGAAGGCCUCUGCCUCUCAGACUCCCCCAUGCGGGGGACACACAUGUUAGUUUCACACCCAAACGGCCCAGAAAAGAGGAACGUCUCCUACAUAGUUACCACUAAUUAUAUUUUAUUGAUUGACCAUGGAUUGAAAACUAAAGAUAUACAUGAAUUAAUGAAUUCAUUGAUCAAAUAUGCAGACAUUUGAAAACGUGUAGAAGGAGUCAGAAAAGCAGAGGUUUAUCUAAAGACCUCUGGUCUUCAUAUAUCUCCUUUCAGCUGAAAGGUCCUCAAAAGGGUCACUUUGUACUUUGUGAGACUGGGUUUUCUAAGACAGAGAUAGCGCACUAGCAGGCUUACAGGGCCAUUGACCCGAGCUGGGUCCACAAGGAUCCCUGUUGUCGACCCCUGGAGAUUUUUAUAAUGGUUCUACAUGACAGUGCCCACACUCAGAUUUUUUUAAAGGACAGAGAGCUUAUUUUGAACGCACUAUGAAGCCUAACUUAAACCUGACCCCCGACCCUUUUAAGCAAAUGUCUUUUACACAAAACCUUUGUUAGCCUUUUUAUAUUUGCCUGAAGGAGCACCACCACCUCAAUGGGAACCACUGUGUCUAGCGCCUGGAAUACAUGUUUAUUUUUUAUCUUUAAAUUAGUUUAAUUAUAUCCCUCAUCACUUGUUAAAGUUCUGUGGACAUACAUUCAUAAUCUUCAUGUUAAAAUGUGACCACUGCUAGAGGAAAUAGAAGUGACCUUAGAAAUGUAAGUCUGCACAUUGGGACAUAUGUGCACGGCUAGGCCAGCAGAUUACAAUACCUUCAUGUCAUAGUUUUAUCUGAGAGUUAUCAUAUCAUAUAAUGUAGUGCCAUAUAAUUCCUGUAUAUUUUGAUAAAGAAUAGAUUUUAAUCAGAUUGAUAUUAUGUUGACACACUGAUCACAGAACAUGCAUUUCAU